GCCCCGGCCUUGAGCACGCCCCGCCCCGCUCCCACGGCCUGACCGGUCUGAGCCGGCUGCUCUGUCCGCCUAGGCCCGCCUCGGGCCGCGCGCGCAGCUCUCGGGCCCGCGGCCGUGACGCCGUUGUGACGGGACCGUGACGCGGGCUCAGCCGCUCCCGAGCCGCACAGGCAGCUCUCCCGGCCCCUGGCAGCCUCGCCAUGGACGACUACGCUGUGCUGUCCGAUGCCGAGCUGGCCGCCGUGCUUCGCCAGUACAACAUCCCUCACGGGCCUGUCGUAGGCUCCACUCGCAAGCUGUAUGAGAAGAAGAUUUUUGAGUACGAGACGCAGAGGCGGCGGCUCUCGCCCCCCAGCGCCUCAGGGGCUUCAUACUCCUACCGCCUCUCGGCCUCGGACGACUCGGACAUGUAUGAUCUACCCAAGAAAGAGGAUGCAUUACUCUACCAGAGCAAAGGUUACAACGAUGAUUACUAUGAGGAGAGUUACCUGAGCACCAGGACCUACGGAGAGCCCGAGAGUGUGGGCACCGUCAAGGGCUUCCGCCAGCCCUGCGCCUCCAUGGCAGAUCCCGACUCAUUCAACUGCCAGGUGCGCGAGGACAGCCUCUUUUCUUUUGAGGACGGCAAGGACAGGGAACGCCAACUGUUCGGCCGUGACAGCCCCUACCAGAGCAUCGCACAUUACCGCCCAGUGUCCAGCAUUUCCAGAGGCUUGUCCUAUUUCCCAUCUUCCCCCAGCUCCCCAGUAUCAUCAUCCUCAGCAACCCCUUCAUGGCUCGCCCGCCGCGCUAUCCGGCCUGAAAAGCAGAGCCCAGGGGCUGGGCUGGGUCCAGGCCAGGUCCCACUGUGGGGCCAGUUGCUCCUGUUCAUGGUCUUUGCUGCCUUCCUGCUCUUUGUCUACUACUCCAUGCAGGCCGAGGAUGGGAACCCCUUCUGGACGGAGCCCUGAGGGCCUGGCUGUAUGGCGCACUGCCUUAGCUGUGUCGGUGGGGUGGGGGUGGGGGCUUUUCUGUGUGUUCUAGCUUGGGGGCGCUGAGCCCCCUGCCUUGUUCUGCUUGUCGUGCCUGGAAGGCCACAGACCCAGGCCCUGCCCCUCUGGAGCCUUCCCUGCUUGCCGCUACCGCUCAGGCCCAGGAGGGCAGUCCCUUCUGAGAGGAGCACGUGGUUGUCCUGCAUGCCUCCUGUGUGGUCACUCGUCGGGGGCUUCACCAGAGGCCACCCUGACUUUGUGUUUGUGGACACAAUAAAAAGACCGUUUAUUUUUA
Suncus etruscus (white-toothed pygmy shrew) is the source of this 1266-nucleotide messenger RNA. It is a transcript of the gene EMD, whose product is annotated as emerin. Bases 201 to 950 code for a protein of 249 amino acids. NCBI's taxonomy places the organism in Eukaryota, Metazoa, Chordata, Mammalia, Eulipotyphla, Soricidae. The transcript is spliced from 6 exons. The record is from RefSeq and is a predicted model, not a curated record. Gene Ontology annotation, cellular component: nuclear envelope.